AUGGAUCCCAACGGCAACAGCAAUCGUCUCCACCUGAAUUUCGGGUAUAACGAGCGUGCAUUCAAUCCGGCCGCGAUGAACAACCGCGCCUAUCCUACAACGCCUUCCGCUUUCCCCCAGCCGAUUUAUCAGAAUCAGGGUCCGCAGGAUUAUAUGGAUACCCAAAAUGGCGCGUAUAGUGGACAAGGAUACUUCAUGACCAACCCGUACCCGCCGCAGACGCCGCAGUACGCCCAGGCACCUUAUGGCCAGCAGUUGGCGUCUCCUCAGCAGCCUACCUACCAAAAUCGUGUGCCGUACAAUGACGGAACCAAUGGUUUGAUCCAGCAGUUUUCCAACCAGGAUUUGAAUUCGCCUCGUGGGGGGUUCUUUAAUCGCAAUGCUUCGCCGGGACAGCGGCCCCGGACGGCGGGAUCUUCUGCUCCCGGCCAGCAGCAGCAGCAGCAGCAGCAGCAGCAGCCACACCUGGUUCCUCCCAUGCCUCGCAGUCCCCGGACGCCCGCCGAGAAUGAGGAACUCCAACGUGACCCUGAGCGAAUUUCAGAGAAUGUUCACAAGCGUGGAAAAGCUGCCAAGGAGCUGGUCAAUGUGUUUUUCCAUGAGAAUAUUGAACGUGCACGGGACCGUAACAUGCGUUCGGCGGACCUGGACAAACUCAUUCGUGACCCCGCCGUGCCCAAGGAGAAGAAGUGUCAAGACACCGGAGCCGUCUCCAUAAGGGAAUCCAACUUCCUUCGAUUCCUCCGGACCAAGGAAACCCCGAACAACUUCCAGACAAUCAAGGUUAUCGGAAAGGGUGCAUUUGGUGAGGUCAAGCUGGUGCAACGGAAGACCGAUGGCAAGAUCUACGCUCUCAAGUCUCUCAUCAAGACUGAGAUGUUCAAGAAGGACCAAUUGGCUCACGUCCGUGCGGAGCGUGACAUUCUUGCCGACUCCAAGGACAACCCGUGGCUAGUUAAGCUGCACGCCUCGUUCCAAGACACCGCUUACCUUUACCUGCUGAUGGAAUUCUUGCCUGGUGGUGACUUGAUGACUAUGCUAAUCAAGUAUGAAAUUUUCUCGGAGGACAUUACGCGAUUCUACAUGGCAGAAGUGAUAAUGGCUAUCGAGGCUGUUCACAAGCUUGGUUUCCUGCAUCGUGAUAUCAAGCCUGACAAUAUCCUCCUUGACCGUGGCGGUCACGUUAAGCUCACUGAUUUCGGUCUUUCUACCGGUGGCAAGAAGACGCACGAUAAUUCGUACUACCAAAACCUUCUCAAGAACUCGACGUCCAAGGACAAGAAUCGCAACUCGGGAUACUUUAACGACGCAAUCAACUUGACCGUGUCAAACCGUGGACAGAUCAACACCUGGAGGAAGUCUCGCCGUGCCAUGGCGUACUCGACCGUCGGAACACCAGAUUACAUUGCUCCCGAAAUCUUCAACGGCCAAGGGUACACCUACCUGUGCGAUUGGUGGUCGGUUGGUGCCAUUAUGUUCGAGUGUCUCGUUGGAUGGCCACCAUUCUGCGCUGAGGACACUACCGAUACCUACCGUAAGAUUGUGAACUGGCGGGAGUGUCUUUACUUCCCUGAAGAACUUACUCUUUCUCGUGAAUCCGAGCAUCUCAUUCGAAGUUUCCUGUGUGACCCUGAACACCGUGUUGGUAGCGAAGGUGGCCAAUAUGGUGGUGCCUCGCAGAUCAAGAAUCACCCCUUCUUCCGCGGAGUGGUCUGGGACCAACUUCGCAACAUCCGCGCUCCGUUCGAGCCAAGACUCAGCUCGAACAUCGAUGUCUCGUACUUCCCCAUUGACGAGAUCCCACAGGAAGACACCAGUGCCAUCCACCGUGCUCAGGCUCGCGCUAUGCCGGAUGAGCAAGAAGCGGAGAUGAGUCUGCCGUUCAUCGGAUACACGUACAAAGCAUUCAAUGCCUUCCAGGGCAACUGA
Messenger RNA from Aspergillus ruber CBS 135680, 1929 nucleotides. Its product is annotated as serine/threonine protein kinase CBK1. Gene Ontology annotation, molecular function: protein serine/threonine kinase activity; ATP binding. The record is from RefSeq and is a predicted model, not a curated record. Gene Ontology annotation, biological process: intracellular signal transduction; peptidyl-serine phosphorylation. The transcript is spliced from 4 exons. NCBI's taxonomy places the organism in Eukaryota, Fungi, Ascomycota, Eurotiomycetes, Eurotiales, Aspergillaceae. The coding region runs from base 1 to 1929 and encodes 642 amino acids.